AUGAACGAUGAACAACGAUCUUUGAGUUUACAAAGCGAGAUUAACAAGGAUGGCACGGCCCGCCUUAGCGGCCUCGGCAUAGACGCGAGAGAGGAGAGAAAAGACAUGAGCAGACAAAACAGAACGAUGAAGCUGCUUCAAUUACCCCUUGAAUUAGUUCAGAUGAUUGCUGAAGCCUUAGGGAAUGAAAAUGAUAUCAAUGCGCUUGUCCAAACAUGCCGUCACCUUCACCAAAGUCUCAAUGUCUUUCUCUAUCGCUACAAUGUACGCAACUCCGAAAGCUCAGGACUAGUCCACGCCGCGAAUGCCGGAAUAGAAACAGCAGUUAAAAGGUUACUUGAUGAAGGGGCCGAUCUCCACACUUGGUAUCUAGAGCCACCGCUAGUUCUAGCAGCAAUUAACGGACAUUUGGGAGUGCUCAAACUCCUGAUAGAUAAGGGGGCUGAUUUGUCCGCCUAUGAUACCCCCUAUCAUCGCACAGCUCUAUUUUGGGCAGUAGUAUAUGAUAAUGAAGAAGUAACAAAAUUUUUACUCGAUAAAGGAGCCGACCCCGACGCGUUGGAUACAGAUGGCUGUUCUCCGUUGUUCGCAGCAAUAGAGGAAGGAAAGAUAGGAAUGGUCAAAUUAUUACUCGAGAAUGGAGCCAAAAAAAAUAUCAUAAAUGAAAAUGAAGAGACUCCCCUAACAAUAGCUGUGGAAAGCGGGAAUGAAGAGAUUGUUAGGCUCUUACUUGAGAAAGAUGUUGAUCUAGAGUUUAUAAAUGACCCCGAAAAUACCCCCUUAGCUCUGGCGGCUGAAUAUGGAUAUCUGGAAAUAGUCAACAUCUUGCUGCAGAAAGGAGCAUCUACUGAGGUUGUCAAUGAUAAUGGCCUUAGCCCUCUAUCUGCCGCCACAGAAUCGGGACAUGUGGAAAUAAUGGAACUUUUGCUAGAGAAUGGAGCUGAUAUAGAGUUCCGGGAUAGUGACGGCAGCACACCCUUAGCCAUUGCAGUAGACAGUCUGCAGAUGGGGGCCGCUAAAUUACUGCUGGAUAAGAAAGCGGACAUAGAGUCCAGGGAUUUUACUGGCGGUUCCCCUUUGGCCGUGGCAGCAGGAAAUGGAAAACAUGAAUAUACCAAGUUACUGCUUGAGUAUGGGGCCGACAUAGAAUCUCGAGAUUUAACUGGCGACACCCCGCUAUCGUUGGCAGCAAGAAAGGGAAAUUUGGAGUCUGCUACGCUACUUCUUGAUAACGGAGCUAAUAUAGAGAACCUGGAUGAAUAUGGCCAAACUCCGUUACUUGUUGCAACAUUCUUUGGGUAUAUUGACCUGGUUAACUUUCUACUUGAUCGCAGGGCUUCUAUCGAUGUCAAAGAUAAAUUUGGUCGAACUCCGUUAUCCCUUGCAAUUUCAAGGGGUAAUAGGGAAUUACGCGAUAUCUUAGUGGAAAAGGGGGCUAUCCGUGACGAUGGAGUCUGA
This is a messenger RNA of Microsporum canis CBS 113480, 1458 nucleotides long. RefSeq names its product ankyrin 2,3/unc44. The transcript is spliced from 3 exons. Gene Ontology annotation, molecular function: protein binding. The record is from RefSeq and is a predicted model, not a curated record. Lineage: Eukaryota; Fungi; Ascomycota; Eurotiomycetes; Onygenales; Arthrodermataceae. The coding region runs from base 1 to 1458 and encodes 485 amino acids.